GCUAAUGCGGUAGAACCGCAUUUGUAGUUCCUUGCUCCUUCUGACAACAUGGUUAAAGGGCAUGGCACCACCUUGAAGCUGCUUCAGGGACUAGUUUCAGACCAUUUGGGACAUACGGCAUAUAUUAAGGUGGACAUUAUUAGAGACGUCAACUUCGAACACCUAAUGUUUGAAGAAUUUGUCUUCCAUCAUUUUUAUUGGCAUAUGACAGUCAGGAUAAACACCUAAUUAAGCAGGACAGGUCACUAGGUUACACAAUACAUGGAAUCACAGUCCCAAUAUUUAAUUUACUUGCCACACGCACCUAAAAGUGAUAAUAUAGACCACAAUAGAUUAUAUAAUCUUGUUCCCAGUUUACUCUGAUCAACAACUUUACAAAUAUUUAGGAAAGAAAUAGUUUCAAUAGUUCAAACCAACUACCAGCGGAGGACUAGAAUAAAGGACUAAAAUACCAUAAUAUGGAGCUUGAUAAUCAUUAUUCAAGGAUUUAGAAUUUUACUAAUUGCUAAUAUUUCUUAAAGAAGGGAAAGGGGGGGGGAGAGUCAAGUAUCAAUCAGCUAUUUGCUCAUAAGAAAGAUGUGGUUCACAAAUCACCACUAAAGCUAAAAACUUAAUUAGGUCAUAUAUCUAUAAUUAUAAAUUUCUGUAUAUAAGCACAUAUAUAUAUAUAUAUGUAUAUAUAAAUUCUCCCAGUCAGCGAAUAGAACAUGAUAUUUCUAAACUAAUUACAGGUCGAUAUUUUUAGGGUAGCCAUUGUUAUAUGUAUUUUUAAUCAAAGCUUUUUUUGUGAGAGUUGAACUAUGAAAUGCACCAUGUGACAUCCCUUGCAAGAGAAUGCAAUUUUUUGGUUGCUAAUUUUUUUUUUAUUUAGACAAAAAACAAAAGUAUUGGCUAUAAGUGACCUAACAUUAAAGUUGAUGGGAAGGGCAAUGACAUGGAUAAUCACCGUCGGGUAACCGUCUAUUUAUCUGAAUGUAAAGGAGGAAUAGGAAUGAAAGUAUGCGGUGGUUAUGAUGAACGCGGAAAUCAUAUUGGCAUAUUUGUUAAACAAAUACUUGAAAAUGGACUGGCAAAAAAAUCAGGGAAAAUAUCUACUGGAGACAAAAUUCUACAUGUCAAUGGUUAUAGUCUAGAUACUGCAUCUCAGCUGGAGGCUGUUUCAUACUUGAGAAUGGCUGCCCAAUCAGGAACAGUGCUGCUAGUUCUCGAUAAAACAGAUGCUGCUCACCAGGACUAUGAAGUGUACAAACAAGCUUAUCUGUCACCAGAAUCAAACAAUAAGUUGACAACAAGUAGUAAAAGAAAAGGAUCUGUAGAGUCGGUUGAGUCAUCAAAUUCAGAAGAUCUUUUGCCUGACACACAGAGGAUUCUUAACGCUUACACACCUUCUGUUGAUUCUGGUCUACCAAGUUUAUCCCCGCCAUUUUUUUCACCUGGUGUGUCUGCAAAUAGUAGCUCUCAUCUUUCAACAGCAGUUAUUAAACACCAGACAUCAUUGGGAAUUACUUUAUCAGGCGGAAUAAAUAAACCAGAUGGUCCGAAUAUUUACAUAUCUGAUAUUGCUGAUGCUAGCGAUGCAGAAAAGGAUGGUCGUUUAAAUGUUGGUGAUAUGCUUGUGUCCAUAGAAGGAGAAUCAUUAACUGAUGUUACAUUAGAACAAGCUAAAUCCAUUUUAUCCCAUCUUAAAUUAAGAAAAGGAAUUUCGACCUACACUAUCACUUAUUUAUGCAAUUCUAAAGAUUGUAGAACACAUAAUCAGCCAGACUUCAACAAUAAUAGUUACACAAAAAACUUGCCAAAGAUACCAGAGUCAACUUCUACCCAUUCUCCUCUUUCACUUAAGCACCUCAGUAAGAAACUGCCUGAAACACCAAGCAGUCCUGAGAAUGAAGAUGAUCCACUAUUGAAGGAAUUACUUCACGCCAUGGAAGAUAUAGAAGAUAGCGAAGCUGGAAGUGAAAUGUACAGAGACUUAGUUAGCAGAAAUCCGUCGUUAUCAAUACCUGUAGUUUCACCUUCCAAAAUGAAAAUUGAAAAAAGUGAAGCAUUCACUCCCAACAUGACUAUUUCCCACUACAUAAAUCCAGAAUUUAAUUCAACUGCUACAAAGAAAAGAAAGUCAAACUUUUUUUUGCAUCCUUCAACACCUGUUAAAUUGGAAAAAUUGGAAGUUGCAUUGGGACAUCUUGGUUUGAAACCAACUUUAGUGGAAAAAAACAAAUUGAGAUUGAAUUUAAACAUAAAUAAAAAUAAUGAAGUACUAUAUGGAGAUUUUGUUGAAGCUGUCAAAGAUGUUUUUAACUUAACCGACUUGGGUGAUUACUCAAAAACCUUGCAACUUGAAACGAAAGAGUUUAUACCCAAGUCACCUAAAGAGAUUGCAGCCAUCAUUAGUACGGACAGCAUGUCAUAUCGUGACGAUUCAUUCAGACUUCGUCGAGAGCGUGACGAAGCCUUAAAAGAUGUGCAAUACUUUCGCUCCUCUCUGAUUGAUAAAGAUCGCACUUGUAUCGAAUUGGAGGAUGAGUUAUUGCGGUCAAAGCAAGAGGUAUCUUCUUUACGUAACGAAUGUCAAGCAAUUCGCAGACAAGCUCAGCUCGCGUUGCAAACUCGUGGAACAGAUAAAGAUUACGAAGAGCAUAUACGGAAACUUGAGACAGAAAUAUCGAUAUUACAAUCUAACCAAGGUUCACCAGAGGUCGAGUUUGAAGAAAUACAGAAACGAUUAGUGGUUCUUGGUUGUCAACUUCGCAAAAGCGAAGUAAGUAAACGAACAUACGAAGUAGCAGUGGACAAACUUACUAAAUUUGUGCAGAAUAUGUAUGUCAAAUUGGAUGCGAUGGGAAGUAAACCAGACGAAGGCCGAAAGAGUAGAAAAUACAACGAGCUUGCAAACGAGGCUAGAGAAACAGUAAAAUCAGUGAAGAUGCUUCUCGAAGAAGAACCUUUGCCAUUCGGAUGGGAAGAAGUGUACGGAUCCAACGGAAGUCGAUAUUACAUGAAUCACGUGACGCAAACUACGUCUUGGAUUCAUCCAGUAUCCGGGGUACAACACUCUCCAAGCAAAAGUAAAAAAUAAUGAAAGUUGUUAAAAUGGAUAGCUGUUGAAGAUAAGAAGAUAAUAGAUAAGAAGAAAUCUUUUUUGAGAAUGAGAAUGAGGCUGGAUAUGGAAAGCAUGAAAACUCAGACUAUGAAAAAAAUGAUAAUUCGGAAUGGUCGAUGGAUGGUGGAUGGGUUUCAGAUGAACAGAAAUAGGCUUUUUAUCUCUUUUGUUAAUAUUAUGUUAAGAAUUGAAUUUGUUUUUUGAAUUUGAAUUUUUUUAGUAUUAUUUUUGUUACUUGUAUUGAAGGAAUAUUUUUAUUUAUUUGUUCGUUUUUAUUUGAAUGUAAUUUUUACUUGUAUAUAGAAUAUGUACAUGCUAUAUUCGCAUAUGGGAUUUUUAAGGGUUUUUUGCACGACUACAGGGCAGCCAUUAUAUGACGUUUUUUUAAGAAGCGGAAUGAAAAUUCUAUUCUUAUCUUCUUACACUCUCACUAACGAUAUAAAACUAUGUUGAUUGAUUUGAUUCAAGUCGAAAGAUUGGUACAAACAUGAUUUAACCAAGGCGAACCCAUUGCGCAUGUGUACAAAACUGAAACACAUGUGCUGUUUAUAUAAGAACUUUAUGUAACUGGACAUUAUUUCAUUGCAUUUUGAAAUGCCAUUUUGGGUUCAUGUAAAGACUUUUUUUUUUUUUAAUUGAAAUCAAGUAUUUAUGACGAUGGACUUUGUAAAUGGAAAA
Molecule: messenger RNA, 3781 nt
Organism: Hydractinia symbiolongicarpus
Lineage: Eukaryota; Metazoa; Cnidaria; Hydrozoa; Anthoathecata; Hydractiniidae
Product: syntaxin-binding protein 4-like
Exons: 19
Coding region: 935-3079 (714 amino acids)
Molecular function (GO): protein binding
Source: RefSeq, a predicted model, not a curated record